Cavenderia fasciculata is the source of this 1260-nucleotide messenger RNA. It is a transcript of the gene pgkA, whose product is annotated as phosphoglycerate kinase. The record is from RefSeq and is a predicted model, not a curated record. Bases 1 to 1260 code for a protein of 419 amino acids. The transcript is spliced from 2 exons. Gene Ontology annotation, biological process: gluconeogenesis; glycolytic process. Gene Ontology annotation, cellular component: cytosol. Lineage: Eukaryota; Evosea; Eumycetozoa; Acytosteliales; Cavenderiaceae. Gene Ontology annotation, molecular function: ATP binding; phosphoglycerate kinase activity; calmodulin binding.
AUGUCAACAAACAAGAUUGGUAAUAAAUUAAACAUUGAUCAAGUCGAUGUAAAAGGAAAGAGAGUUUUAAUCAGAGUUGAUUUUAAUGUACCAAUUAAAGAUGGAAAGAUUUCAAGUACACAAAGAAUCGAUGCAUCAUUACCAACAAUCAAGUAUUGUCUUGAAAAGGGAGCAAAGAGUGUUGUUUUGAUGAGCCAUUUGGGUCGUCCAGACGGACAAGUCAAAAAAGAGUAUACACUUGCACCAAUUGUACCCAUUUUGGAAAAGGAUCUUGGUGUAAAGGUCACAUUCUUGAAUGAUUGUGUUGGAGCAGAGGUUGAAGCUGCAUGUGCCAACCCAGCCGCUGGAAGCGUCAUCUUACUCGAGAAUCUUCGUUUCCACGCCGAAGAAGAGGGAUCAGGUGUCGACGAGGCCGGCAAGAAGUUCAAGCCAACCGACGACGCUGUCAAGGCAUUCCGUGCAUCGCUUACCAAGCUCGGUGACGUCUAUGUCAACGACGCCUUUGGUACUGCCCAUCGUGCACACAGCUCAAUGGUUGGUGUCAACUUGCCACAACGUGCUGCUGGCUUUUUGAUGAAAAAGGAGCUAGAGUACUUUGCCAAGGCACUCGAAUCACCCGUCAAGCCAUUCCUCGCUAUUCUCGGUGGUGCCAAGGUAUCCGACAAGAUCAAAUUGAUCCUCAACCUCUUGGACAAGGUCGACAGCAUGAUCAUUGGUGGUGGUAUGGCAUUCACCUUUAAAAAGUUUAUCGAGCAUCGUCAAAUUGGCAAAUCACUCUGCGAAGACAGCGCUGCCGACCUCGUCGUCGAAAUCGUUGCCAAGGCCAAAAAGAACAACGUCUCACUCUACUUCCCAGUCGACUAUGUCGCCGCCGACAAGUUUGACAAGAAUGCCGAGACCAAGAUCGUCACUGACGAGGAAGGUAUCCCCGAAGGUUGGAUGGGUCUCGAUUGUGGACCCAAGACCCGUAUCCAAAACACAAAGGUUGUCGCCGAGGCCAAGACCAUCGUCUGGAACGGCCCACAAGGUGUCUUUGAAUUCUCCAAGUUUGCCGAAGGCUCCAAUACCAUUGUCGCCGAUGUCGUCAAGGCUACCGCCAACGGAGCCACAGUCAUCAUCGGUGGUGGUGAGACUGCCACCUGUGUUGCCAACAACAACGCCGAAGACAAGGUUAGCCAUGUCUCUACUGGUGGUGGUGCUAGUUUAGAAUUAUUAGAAGGUCGUGAAUUACCUGGUGUUACUGCUCUUUCUGAAAAAUAA